Nanorana parkeri is the source of this 1981-nucleotide messenger RNA. It is a transcript of the gene TAF1A, whose product is annotated as TATA-box binding protein associated factor, RNA polymerase I subunit A. Lineage: Eukaryota; Metazoa; Chordata; Amphibia; Anura; Dicroglossidae. Bases 1 to 1818 code for a protein of 605 amino acids. Gene Ontology annotation, cellular component: RNA polymerase I transcription regulator complex. The record is from RefSeq and is a predicted model, not a curated record. The transcript has 13 exons. Gene Ontology annotation, biological process: transcription by RNA polymerase I.
AUGGAACUAAAGCAGAACUUGUUCAUUUCAGAUGUGGAGAAUGACGGCGGCAGGUCAGAUGACAUGGAAGAGGUGCCGGAACAAGAUGAAGUUUUCGGACUGGCUCUCCCAGUGAGGCCGGGAAGGCCUAAAGCUGUGACUACCAGGCGCAUACUCUCAACUCAAACAACGUCCGCAUGUUUACACCUCAUCCAUGAGGCCCUGUAUAAGCACCAAUGGGAGAGGGCCACUAGUUUCUUCACCUCCUAUGUGCAGUCCAUGGAGAGCAAAUCUGCUACAGAGUUGAUUAAAGUUCCGGAGGUUAUGUGGCGACUGGGAAAUGAGAUCUUAUUGAACCACCCGAAGAGCAUGCCUGAAGACAUGAAUGUUUUUAAUGAAACCCUUAAGAACAUUGGCGUGAAGUGUUACCUUCCGGAAACCUUUUCUAAGAGAGCCAUGCAGGCUGCCAUUGCUCCUUCUUCUCCUGCUUCUUCUCGUUCUUCUUCUCCUCCUCCUUCUUCAUCUUCCUCCUUCUUCAUCUUCCUCCUUCUUCAUCUUCCUCGUCCUCCUUCCUCGUCCUCCUUCCUCGUCCUCCUUCCUCGUCCUCCUUCCUCGUCCUCCUUCCUCGUCCUCCUUCCUCCUGUGACUACCAGGCGCAUACUCUCAACUCAAACAACGUCCGCAUGUUUACACCUCAUCCAUGAGGCCCUGUAUAAGCACCAAUGGGAGAGGGCCACUAGUUUCUUCACCUCCUAUGUGCAGUCCAUGGAGAGCAAAUCUGCUACAGAGUUGAUUAAAGUUCCGGAGGUUAUGUGGCGACUGGGAAAUGAGAUCUUAUUGAACCACCCGAAGAGCAUGCCUGAAGACAUGAAUGUUUUUAAUGAAACCCUUAAGAACAUUGGCGUGAAGUGUUACCUUCCGAUUAGCCUGGAGCAAGUGUAUUUCCUGCUCUGCAGAGGUCAGACUGAGGAAGCAUACAGGACACUGACAGUCGCUGAGAGCUGGAGGUACGGCAACAUUUCCAUCUUCCAGAAUGAACUCGUGAUGCUGGUACAAGCGCACAAAGCUGUACUGGACUGCCAGUCGUGGAUGGACAAGAGAUCUGCAAUGGCUAAAAGUGAGAUGGAUUACAGUUCUCAAUCAUCCACUACCAAGGAUCUAAGAGGGUUUUGUAGACAAGCCAGCAUGUCCUUCCGAGAAAUCCUCCAGAGACCGGGAGUUUGGGACCCCUUUGUACUCAGCUACGUAAAUCUCCUGGAAAACUCAGGGAAGGAAGAGAAGGCUGAGAAUGUUUUGACAGAAUAUGCCUACAACAACACGAACCCAGCAAACCCCAAUGCCCACGUAUACCUGUAUGAGUUCAAGAAGAGGAGAGGGGAUUCGGAUGAAGAGCUAAUUAAAGUACUGAAAAUUUUGCAUAUCCUGGUCCCUUCACACAAGCUAAUGCUGGACUACAGUAGACUUCUAAGAAACUCAGAGUCGGAUGAACAUCACCAGCUUGCACUGCAAGUUCUGUUUGACCUUCUGGAUUUCUCAGGCUGGAAGGACAAUGUGAAAGCUUGGAAUCAUUUAGCGAAGCAGCUGAGAAGCAGACUGAAAUGUGGUCAGACAUCUUGGAUAUCGGAAGCGUGGACUUCCAGGAGUGACUGGUGGCCGUCCUAUCACUUCACCCAAUUCCAAAUGAAGAAGGAUUGGAGUAAUUGCAUGGAACUCGCGGUGAAGAAGGCCUCUGUGUCCGUCUUGUUACAGGGACAAGAAUGCAGUUACUUUUCAUCCGUGUACCAUUUGGGAAAUGACGAGCAGAGAAAAGUCUUAGAUCGGGUGAUAAAGGUUCUAUAGACGUGACAGGAAAUGGCGACUGCUUCGCAUUUUCCCCGAAUGAAGCCCCUGCAGUUUUAUGUAGGUGAAGCCUCAGUGUGAACCUGUUCUAAGGUUCAUGUGGCCGGUAAAGACUUGUGAAGCAGAAGCAGCACCUGGUACCUGUUUUGGUGUGACGGAUCUU